Euleptes europaea (tarantolino) is the source of this 749-nucleotide messenger RNA. It is a transcript of the gene CRYBA2, whose product is annotated as crystallin beta A2. The transcript has 5 exons. Bases 31 to 621 code for a protein of 196 amino acids. The record is from RefSeq and is a predicted model, not a curated record. Gene Ontology annotation, biological process: lens development in camera-type eye; visual perception. NCBI's taxonomy places the organism in Eukaryota, Metazoa, Chordata, Lepidosauria, Squamata, Sphaerodactylidae. Gene Ontology annotation, molecular function: structural constituent of eye lens.
UCUGUGCCUUGCCAGCCAAGAGAGUUGCCCAUGACCACCCAGCACAUGGAGACUUUAGGUCAAUACAAGAUCACCGUCUGGGAGGAGGAAAACUUCCAAGGGAAGCGCUGCGAAUUCUUGAUGGAAUGUCACAGCAUCAUGGAACGAGGCUUCCGCAAGAUCCGCUCCAUCAAGGUGGAAAGUGGCCCCUGGAUAGGAUUUGAGUAUCCUGAAUACCAAGGACAGCAGUUCAUCCUGGAGAAAGGGGACUAUCCCCGCUGGGAGGCCUGGAGUGGAAACAGUGGCUACAGGACUGAGCACCUUCUCUCCUUCCGGGCUAUCAAGUGUGCUAACCACAGUGACAGCAAAGUGACCCUGUACGAGACAGAGAACUUCCAGGGACGCAAGUUUGAGCUCAGCGAUGACUACCCCUCCCUGCAGGCCAUGGGCUGGGUCAACAAGGAAGUGGGCUCCAUCAAGGUCCACUCUGGAGCGUGGGUGGCCUAUCAGUAUCCAGGCUACCGGGGCUACCAGUAUAUUCUGGAGCGGGACAAACAGAAUGGCGAAUACAAGAAAUACAGCGACUACAGCACCCAAGCCCACACCAACCAGAUCCAGUCCAUCCGCCGUGUCCAGCACUGAGCCAGGUCUUAGCGGCAUCAUGACUGAUCCUCCUGGACAUCUCCAUCCCCUGACAUGCCUGCCUAUUUGCCUAAGGGCCCAUCAAGCAGUAGACCCUCACCCAGUAGCCAAUAAAGGCAUUGACCAAA